This is a messenger RNA of Spinacia oleracea (spinach), 2801 nucleotides long. Its product is annotated as transcription factor bHLH123. Gene Ontology annotation, cellular component: nucleus. The coding region runs from base 378 to 1916 and encodes 512 amino acids. The record is from RefSeq and is a predicted model, not a curated record. Gene Ontology annotation, molecular function: protein dimerization activity; RNA polymerase II cis-regulatory region sequence-specific DNA binding; DNA-binding transcription factor activity, RNA polymerase II-specific. The transcript has 7 exons. Lineage: Eukaryota; Viridiplantae; Streptophyta; Magnoliopsida; Caryophyllales; Amaranthaceae. Gene Ontology annotation, biological process: regulation of transcription by RNA polymerase II.
AGGGUAAGAGAAGAUAAUUAUGCGACUUAACAAACAUCAUUAGCUACUUAGCUAGCCAUCGUUUUUAAAUAUUUUACAAAAGUCAGAGAAUUUCAUUUCAAUAUGACCUUUCCUUGAUCUCAUGAUCACCCAAAAAAAAGAAAAAAAAAAAAAGCAAAAACAAAACUUGAAUCGUCAACCACAUCCAUCUCAAAUGGUAUAAAGUCGGCAAUAUAAAUAUGUGGUCAGAUGUAGCGGUCCAUUUUUCAUUAUUUUCAUUUUUAUCAUCAACCCCCUCAAAAACCUAAGCAAAUAUCACUUGUAACACAAGCUUAGUAAAAUAAAUCAAGGUCUAAAUAUACACACAUAUAUAUAUAUAUAUAGUUUUUUUUAUCAAUAUGGCUGAAGAAUAUUGUGGAGGAGCAAAUUGGUGGGAUUCUACAUCAACUAAUAGAAGUAGGUUCGACGGCGGUGGUGUUGGAGUUGGCGGUGGCGGCUCCUCCUCAACUUCCUCAACUACAACCCUCUCUAACAGUGGUGGCGGUGCUGGUUACGGGUGGUUGACCGAGGGGCCAACCGCGGUAGAUAAUAAGAUGGACGCUUCUUCACUUCAGCUCGUGGGUCUUGGUUUGUCUUCUCAAGCCAUGGUAGAGUGGAACCAGCAACAAACUGCAAUACUUAGGAGUCCUGAGAAAGCUGAGAAUAGCUUUAGGUCCAUGCUGCAAGAGGGCAUGGGUCUAAGCACAAACUUCCAGCAAGAUGCGAGCGGUGGUGGUGGUGGUGGUGGUGGUGGAGGAGGAGGAGGAGGGGUCAUGUUCGGUGGUAAUAAUUCGCCACAGCUUCACCAGUGGAGGCCGGAUAAACUGUUUCCGAGCAACGACGAUUCUAACUCGGAGUUUAAACAAUUAGGCCGCGGAUUUUCCUUAGAUAAUCAACCACAAUUUUCUCCUAGUGGUAGCUCAAUAGAAAGCACGGUGACUUGCCAAGGACUAACCGCGCCCUCAAGUUUUCAGUUGGAUUCAUCCUCCACAAGCUCGGUUUUCGGUAGCCCUUCCAGUAUCUUGCAGGGUCUUAUGGGAACAGAACAACAUAGCCAGCAACAACAUGCACAACAACAACAACAACAACAUGCACAACAACAACAACAACAACAACAACAACAACAACAACAACAACAACAACAACAACAACUUAAUUCAAGUAAUUACCAGCACAAUUAUUUUGGUAUGGGGGCUUCAAAUGAUCAUCACCAACAGUCACAAUUGCCGUCUCCUUGGGCGAAAGUGCCUCAAUUUCUUAGAGCUACUUCUCCUAAGCAGCAGCAGCAACAGCAACAGCCGCCGCAACAGCAACAAAACCAACUUCAUUUUAUCAACAACGCACCUUACUGGAGUGCUUCAGCUCCAUUAACUGAUGUUAGGCCCAACUUCUUUUCGUCGUUGCAAGGUGCCCAAUUGCCCAACAUGCCAACAUUCGAAGAGAAACCAAAGACUACAAUGGAGGUAAGAGAUACAAACUCAAUGGUGAAAAAGAAUGGUCCGGAGAAUAGUACUAAACGAACGAGGAACACCGAUGGUGCUUCGUCAACUUUACCACCAUUUAAGGUAAGAAAAGAGAAGAUGGGGGACAGAAUCACUGCGCUUCAACAAUUAGUUUCGCCUUUCGGAAAGACUGAUACUGCGUCUGUCCUCUCUGAGGCCAUUGAGUAUAUCAAGUUUCUCCAUGAACAAGUUUUAAGCAACCCAUACUUGAAAAGUGGAGGCUCCUACCAACAACAUCAACCGAGUAACGAAAAGGCGAAGAUUGAUUCAGACGGUCCGAAACAAGAUCUAAGGAGUCGAGGAUUAUGCUUGGUACCGGUUUCUAGCACGUUUCCUGUAACACAUGAGACCACGGUAGAUUUUUGGACACCUACGUUUGGAGGAACUUUUAGAUGAUAAUAAUAAUAAUAAUAAUAUUCAUAAGAAUUUAUUCUUGAUACGAUGGUGAUCGAAAAAAAAAGGGAAGUAUAUAUCUCUUAGACGGAAUCUCCCUAUACAAGUUGAAAGAUCGAGAUUAGUCGAUUGAUGAGAUCUAUCGAUCGAGGAAAGAAAAGGGAGAAAGAAAGAAAGAAAGAAAGAAAGAAAGAAAGAAAGAAAGAAAGAAGAUGGUGGAUUAGAUGACGUUAUGAGAAUGCAGCCAUAUGAUUUUAAGAGUGUAGUACUAGCAAGGACAUGGGAGCAAGAAAAGAAAAUGGAGGAAAAAGAAAUUGUGAAUAUGGGGAAAAGAAAGGGAAAGGAAUAUGGCUUUCAAUCCAAUUGAUAGACAAAAAGAAGAAUGCAUGGACCAGUUGAAUGAAUAACCAAGAGAUACAUUUUUUAAAACAAAAAAAUCAAAAAAAAAAAAAUCAGGGUUAUCUUGGGGGACCAUGGAGCAAGCUAGGGCUAAGAGAAAAAUACUUAUCAUCUUUGUAAUAAUUAAUUGCAUGAUUAUGAUUUAAUUAGUUUCAAAUUGUUUUAGCUAGAAUUAAGGUUGGUAAGAGUUUCACCAACAAGGAAUGUUAGAAAGUGAUAGGAGGCUCAAUUUAUAGGAUCGAGUAAAUUCAUCUACUAGCUUUGGAUGAAGAUAUUAGCACUCCAUAGACAUGUAGUUUCUCGAUCUUGAUCAUGUGAUUGAGAAGCAAUUAUUGAAAAUUAACUUAUAAGUCUUGGAGUGCUAAAAUCCUCAUGCAAUUUGUUUGUAUGGAAGGAAAUAUAAAGAAAACUCUUUUAUUUUUUUCCACAUACAUACUGGUACCAUUAGUUGUAAUGUCAUUAGCUAGCUUUUAGCUUUUUUCAAUUAUA